AUGGUCUCUCUCUUUCAAUCUCUAGAAGCCGAAGACCUCCUCGAGGAAGAGAAGCCAAUCUUCGACGUCCUGAAGGCGAGCCUCCACUACCCUUCCACACCCAACGUCUUGGCUCAGAGACUCGCAGACGAUAUUGUCUUCUUCUGCAGGUCGGCAAGGGAAGACGAGGAUUAUGAAGCGAUCCUCACCCUGGUUUGGGACAUGGCCUUCGAUAUGAUCAGCUGUAUUCCAUCAGACCACGAGUGGCAGGAUGUCUGGGUCAACGCUUUGGAAUUUCUUCGGGUUCGCGAGGACCUGCCCCCCAGGGACGAGAAUAUGCCGGAUGGGGUGUCAUGGCACGAGCUUCCCUUGCUCCUAAGACAGCAGAGAGCACGUCUCGAUAAGGCUUGCUUCGAUGACCAAACCAAGUGGAGGAAUCUGAACUCGUUCUCCGCCCGAUUGUAUGCUUCGGGCGUCACGGAAACAUCCUGGUACCCUGUCGUGGAGCUUCGCGGCACGGUAGAGAAGUAUGCAAGCAGCGCCAGUGUACCUGAGGCUGCGCUGUGGGUAGCGACAGAGUGGGUGAUUCGCUGUCCGGACAGAAUUUUCCGAUUCCUGCAACAAGCCGAUGAACCCGAAGGUGAGAUGCCGGAAAGGGUGUGGGGGCUCGGCGAUGCGUGGGCCGGCAAAGAGGACGUAGGACUGUUGAGCGUCGAGCGCUGGAAUCUUUGGAAGAAGUGGUUCUCGGAGAAGAAAGAGAAACUCUCGGAGGCUGACAGUGGGACGGUCGACUCCGCCACUCUCGGGCGGGUUUCUGAAGCUCUGGAGAAGAUGUGUGAGGCGGAAGAGAGGGCCAAGUGCGAGCCUACGACUGACGGCUCCAAGCAUGAGGUCGACGAGCAAGACGUGCCUGCGAUUUAG
Anthostomella pinea is the source of this 900-nucleotide messenger RNA. Lineage: Eukaryota; Fungi; Ascomycota; Sordariomycetes; Xylariales; Xylariaceae. The record is from the annotation of a GenBank genome assembly.